Molecule: messenger RNA, 1145 nt
Organism: Lutra lutra (Eurasian river otter)
Lineage: Eukaryota; Metazoa; Chordata; Mammalia; Carnivora; Mustelidae
Gene: MINAR2
Product: membrane integral NOTCH2 associated receptor 2
Exons: 4
Coding region: 565-1137 (190 amino acids)
Source: RefSeq, a predicted model, not a curated record
UAAAAUUGGACAAUGUAGGAGGAUCCUUCCUUAAAAUGAUCCACCCUCCCCUUCAUUCAAGGACUCUGAGUCAGUGAACCUGUUCUCAUAUGGAGACUGACAAAGGGAAUGCAAUGUCCUGAUGUGGUGAUCCAAAUCAGACCUCUUUUCACAAAGUCUAGAGAUGUUAUGCUUAAACAAAUCAAGUAAGGCUUCAGUAGUAUUGCCCGUCUGUUUUAGCCUUAGGGACUCCAUAAUCAAUUAGCCAAAAUCUUUGCAGGUCAAACCAGUCCCCUUACGUCUUUGAUUCUGCUGCCCUUUAUGGUAACCAUUCCCAUAUGGUCUUUGAUAGUGAAAUGCAGUACUUUUUUCCUGUCCUUGUGGAAUUCCACCAUCCUCAUUAAAUUUAAGAAGCCCAGUUCUGCAGCAGCAUUUCCUUAUUCCAGACUUUCAGAGAAACACCCCUGAGAAGUUCUUUAAGGAUUCCAAGGUAGCCUUUGCUGAUGUGAAGGGAGUUCGAAGUCUUGGUGAAGGGAAAACCCUCUGGAGCCUCUCAGGGGACCUAUUUAACAGAAGAAGAGGAACAUGGAUCUCUCCGUUUUGCCAAACAACAACCAUCCUGACAAAUUCCUGCAGCUCGAUGUGAAGUCUUUCAUGAGGAGCUCAGCUCUUCUUCAAGCCAGCCUGGCGAGGUUUCCAGGGGGGAAUUACCCUGCUGCACAGCACUGGCAAAACCUCGUGUACUCACAGAGAGAAAAGAAGACCAUUCCUGCUCAGCGAAUGAGGAGAUCCGGGCCAGAGGGCAUUGCUGCUGUGGACUAUCCCCCACCAUCCUUGUCUUCAGUUCUGAAGAAUAACCCACUCUAUGGUGACCUAAGUUUGGAGGAAGCCAUGGAAGAAAGAAAAAAGCAUCCAUCGUGGACGGUUGAGGAAUAUGACAGGCAUUCCCUGCACACAAACCUUUCUGGGCAUCUGAAGGAAAAUCCUAAUGACCUGCGGUUUUGGUUGGGAGACAUGUACACACCUGGUUUUGAUACCUUAUUGAAAAAGGAAGAGGAACAAGAAAAGCAUUCAAAAUACUGUCGUAUAGGUCUGAUUUUGCUCCUUGUUGCCUGCAUCUUGGUUUUCAUAGUGACUGUUUGCACAUUUUCCACCUAAAGAAAACU